Thermothielavioides terrestris NRRL 8126 is the source of this 834-nucleotide messenger RNA. RefSeq lists its product as uncharacterized. Lineage: Eukaryota; Fungi; Ascomycota; Sordariomycetes; Sordariales; Chaetomiaceae. Gene Ontology annotation, biological process: regulation of transcription by RNA polymerase II. Gene Ontology annotation, molecular function: DNA-binding transcription activator activity, RNA polymerase II-specific; RNA polymerase II cis-regulatory region sequence-specific DNA binding; protein heterodimerization activity. Gene Ontology annotation, cellular component: CCAAT-binding factor complex; nucleus. The record is from RefSeq and is a predicted model, not a curated record. The transcript has 5 exons. The coding region runs from base 184 to 780 and encodes 198 amino acids.
AGACACCACGCUCGCAGUUGAGCCCGGACGGCGCGGAGCACAGCUGGUCGGUCGAUCGGACGAGCUACUGCUCAGGCCUUGGGACCGGCCUGCGCAUUUUGCUUGCGGUAACGGCGAGGCAGCCCUGAGCCACCCGAUCCAGCGGGCACAGCGAGACACGCUCCUUGACUAGGGUAGCCAAAUAUGUCCGACUCCCCCCAAUCCAAUCCGAAGGAUGUCGAACAAGGUGCACCGUCGGGUGACGACGAAGCACAAAUGAACGACCCUCAGGACCCACACUCGACCGGGCUCGGCUAUGAGUUCGAGGUUAAAGAGCAAGAUCGGUGGUUACCCAUAGCCAAUGUGGCCCGCAUCAUGAAGACGGCGCUGCCUGAGAAUGCAAAGAUCGCCAAGGAGGCGAAGGAAUGCAUGCAGGAGUGCGUCAGCGAGUUUAUCUCGUUCAUCACCAGCGAGGCGUCGGAGAAGUGCCAUCAGGAAAAGCGAAAAACAGUCAACGGGGAGGACAUCCUCUUUGCCAUGAGCUCGCUCGGGUUUGAGAACUACGCCGAGGCGCUCAAGAUCUAUCUGUCCAAGUACAGAGAACAGCAGUCACAGUCCAACCGGGGCGAGAACCAACAGAAUCGGCCCAACAGCCAGGGCUAUGGUGCAGCCAGCGGCUCGAACCCGGCCGCCGGAGCAUUCGGCGCGGGGCUUCCGGGCCAGCAGGAAGGCGGAGACCCGCAGGGAUAUAAUCUUUACGGCGCUCAACCCGGGCAUAACGGUGCCGGGCCUGAGUAUUAGUUUCCACGCCGCCUGCUGGCGCUGUCUCCGCCACUGGCAGCCCGUCGAAGUGUU